This is a messenger RNA of Magnolia sinica, 1981 nucleotides long. Its product is annotated as probable leucine-rich repeat receptor-like protein kinase At1g35710. The transcript has 2 exons. Lineage: Eukaryota; Viridiplantae; Streptophyta; Magnoliopsida; Magnoliales; Magnoliaceae. Bases 24 to 1721 code for a protein of 565 amino acids. The record is from RefSeq and is a predicted model, not a curated record. Gene Ontology annotation, biological process: hormone-mediated signaling pathway. Gene Ontology annotation, molecular function: protein binding. Gene Ontology annotation, cellular component: plasma membrane.
ACAGACCAUAAGCAGCAUCUGCCAUGGCCAUACAUAAAUCUCUCUCCCUUGUUUUUCUCCUUUUUUUCAUACCCUUUCUUUCUUAUCAUACAACAUCAUUUGCAACAGCAGCACCAUCAUCCGCACUCUUUGAAGUAGGGGCUCUCAUGAAAUGGAAAGCCAGCCUCUCAGAAACACAUGCUCUCCAUUCAUGGUCACUUCCUGCUGCUAAUUCUACCACCAACACAAUCUCUCCAUGCAAAUGGAUUGGGAUCUCAUGCAACAGCCUUAGAAGUGUUACAGAGAUACACUUACCAAGUGCGGGCUUGCAAGGUAAGCUCGACAACUUGAGUUUCCCGUCAUUUCCAAACCUCCUUCAUCUCGAUCUCAGCAACAACACACUCAUUGGAACCAUUCCAGCCCAUCUUGACCCUCUUUACAAACUCAUGUCCCUGAAUCUGUCUGCAAAUGAAAUAAGUGGAUCAAUACCUCUGGAAAUAGGGAAUCUCGUGAAUUUGAAUGAGCUUGACUUGUCCAUUAUCCAUCUGAAUGGUUCCAUCCCUUCCACUUUAGGAAAUCUGACAAAGCUUUCCAUCUUGUGCCUGCACCAAAAUCAAAUCUCUGGCUCCAUUCCUUCACAAAUCGGGAAUCUACAAGCUCUGGUUGAGUUGACAUUGUUCAAUAACAAUCUGACUGGUCCUAUACCUCCUGCUUUAGGUAACUUGAGCAACCUUACAUUUUUGUAUCUCUACAACAACCAAGUUUCUGGUUCAAUUCCACCAGAAAUAGGGAAUCUAGUUAAUCUCAGGAGUCUUGAGAUAUCCAAUAACCUCCUAACUGGUUCUAUCCCUUCCACUUUGGGGAAUUUGACAAAGUUAACUGUCCUCUGCCUCUUUAAGAAUCAAAUUUCUGGUUCUAUUCCUCCAGAACUUGGGAAUUUAAUGAGUCUCAAUAAGUUAGCAUUGUACCGUAACAAUCUGACUGGUCCGAUCCCUCCAGCUUUAGGUAAUUUGAGCAACCUUACAAUUUUGUCUCUGUAUGACAACCAAGUCUCUAGUUCGAUUCCACCGAAAAUAGGGAAUCUGUUUAAUCUCAGAAAGCUUGACUUGUCCACUAACCAUCUAACAGGUUCUAUCCCUUCCAUUUUAGGAAGUUUGACCAAGCUGACUCUCUUCCACCUCUUUGACAAUCAAAUUUCUGGUUCGAUUCCACCAGAAAUAGGGAAUCUGGUUAAUCUCAAGCAACUUGACAUCUCCAGUAACCUUCUAACAGGUUCUAUCCCUUCCACUUUAGGAAACUUGACCAAGCUAACUUUCCUCCACCUAUUUGAGAAUCAAAUUUCUGGUUCUAUUCCUCCAGAACUCGGGAAUUUAAUGAGUCUCAAUGAGCUAGAAUUGUACAGUAACAAUCUGACUGGUCCUAUCCCUCUUGCUUUAGGGAACUUGACAAAGUUAACUUUCCUCCACCUCCAUCAAAAUCAAAUUUCUGGUUCAAUUCCACCAGAAAUAGGGAAUCUGGUUAAUCUCAUGGAUCUUGACCUGUCCAUUAACCCUCUGACAGGUUCUAUCCCUUUCACUUUAGGGAACUUGACCAAGCUUACUAGCUUGUCCCUUGUUUACUGUCAAUUAUCUGGUUCCUUGCCUAAAGAAAUGACAAACAUGACAAAUCUUUCUCAACUCUACUUGGAUGGCAACAACUUUUCUGGCUACUUACCUCAAUUAUGCCACGGUGGAUCUCUUUAAAAAAUCGCUGUGCCAAACAACCAUUUCACCGGUGAGAUCCCUAGAAGCUUCAGAAACUGCACAAGCUUAACAAGAGUGCGACUCAGUGGAAACCGACUCAUUGCAAAUGUAUCAGAAGCCUUUGGUGUAUACCCACAUCUCACAUACAUGGACAUCAGCAAUAACAUGUUGUUUGGUGAACUCUCACCAAACUGGGGAGAAUGCCAAAACUUGACAAAGCUACAAUUCUCGGGGAACAAAAUCACUGGUAGAAUUCCUCC